Messenger RNA from Drosophila persimilis, 2915 nucleotides. RefSeq lists its product as uncharacterized. Gene Ontology annotation, cellular component: plasma membrane. Bases 209 to 2197 code for a protein of 662 amino acids. Lineage: Eukaryota; Metazoa; Arthropoda; Insecta; Diptera; Drosophilidae. The transcript is spliced from 5 exons. The record is from RefSeq and is a predicted model, not a curated record.
UCGCGGCGAAGUGGUUCAAGGAUCCUAUUGUGAACGCGAAUAUCGGGACUGUCGUCUGCAGACUUGCUAUGUCCAAUCACCGGCCUAUCCUGGCCUGUAUCCUCGCGCUCUGAACUGUCGCUAUAAGCUGCACACCCGCCAGCCCUACAUCAAGUUGUAUCUGCAAAACGAACAGUUCGCUGUGGAUGGUCAAAGAUGCGAGAACGUCAUGACCUGUCCGAUCAGGCCCAUAGGAUCGGGCAACGAGCACUGCCCCUUCGACUGGCUGGCGGUCUACGAUGGACGCGACGAGCACUCGCCGCUUAUAGGCAAGUUCUGUGGCCUCGGCAAGUUCCCAUUCAGCAUCAUUGGCACAUCACAAUAUAUGUAUGUGGAGUUUGUUACAUCGCCCGCGGGGCCGCUGCUGAAUACGGGCUUCCAUUUCAAUGUUGGCAACUGGCCAGGCCACGUGGAGACGGCCGGCAUUAAGCAUGGGGUCUGCGACUGGCUGCUGAGCUCCGACUCACUGAAGGACAGCAGCGCCAGCGAGGGCAUCUUCCUGAGCAUUGCCCACUGGUAUCCGCCGAAUACGUCCUGCAGCUAUCACAUCAAAGGACAUGUCGGGGAAAUUGUGCGGCUCUAUUUCCCUAGCUUCCGCAUCAAUCGCAUCGAGUCGCCGAUACUGAAGUACGAGGGAGACUGCGGCGAAUCGCUGACGAUCUACGAUUCGGACCACGCCGAUCCCGCUCGGAUCAUCAAGACCUUCUGCGACACCUUCUCGCGGCCAAUGGAGAAGGUGGACUUUGUGAGCACCAGCCCCUCGUUGUACGUGCAGUUCGACUCGAAGACGGGCAGCUACAGCGGCAGCUCACUGUACUACUGGGCCCACUACGACUUCUUCAACAACACGCGCUUCGGCGACCCCGUUCCGAACACCCUGUGCGACGAGGUGAUGUACGCCUGGAAGCACCCGGGCGGACGCCUCCGGUCGCCCCUCAAUUCGCUGAUCUUCAAGCGCACGGGCGGCAGCGAUGUGCGGUGCCAGUACAAGUUCGUGACGGACAAGAGGCUGUACGCACGGGCCAUUAUCGAGGUGAAUUCGGUGUCCUUCAAGGAGCUGCCGUACAACAGCAACGCGUGCACCAGGUGCCACGAGGAGCGGGUGGACAAGCUGGUCAUCUGGGAGGAGCGGGACAAGUACCAGAACAACCUCGCCUGCUUCUGCGACAACAUACCGCGGGCGGUGCGCGUCAUCUCGUCGGCGGACCAGAUGAACCUCGAGAUGAUCGUCCAGGGCCAGCACGCCAUCACCUCCUACUUCAAGAACCCCAAUCCGCUCUUCGAGGCCACCUACGAGUUCGCCCACGGUCCGCUGUGCGGCCCCAUCACCUUGGGGCCCUCGCCGGACGGGGAGCUGGUGUUCCCCUACAAGAAGGCCCUCGCGAUGGUGGCCGGACCGAUGGCUCCACCCGAGCACCACUACCGCCGCGAGAAGUGCAUCUGGGAACUGAAGGUGGCCGCCCAGCGGGACCUGUGGCUCAAUCUGGAGAAGGCGCGCUUCGCCGACCGCAGCUGCGAGAGUGCCAAGAUCGAGGUGUAUCUGGCCGGCCGCCUGGAGCCGCGCUUCGUUGUCUGCCCGGAGAACAUAUCAAUGGCCCGGGACCUGCCCAUCCUGACCACGGCCGAGCUGGGGGCCACCGGGGCCGACCAGGAGCCACUGCCCGUGCUCAUCCAGUACACGGGCGACGGGCAGCCGGGACGCAACAUUUUCCGCCUGGUCUGGAGCGAGCUCUUCCACCUGCCGCGCAAUCCCGACGGCAGUCUGGCCGCCUCCCUCCUGCAGGACGCCGGCUGCGACUUCCGCUGCCCCGGCGACACAGAGGUCUGCAUACCCCGCCACCUGCUCUGCAACGGGGUGGCCAAUUGCCCCAACGUGACGCACUCCUCGACGCUCGACCAACUGACGCGUCACAUCGAGUGGAACCUCGAGCAGCUCGGCCUCCUCCACCACGCCGGCGAGUACCGCCAGCUGGUCCUGCACGACGAGUCGCCGGAGAUCUGUCUGCGACGGGACCUCAGCGAGCUGCCCUACGGGAAGCUCUCCCUCAUCGCCCUGGGCCUGUGCCUGAUGUUCGCCCUGCUCUUUGCCAUCUUGCGCCGGAUGUGCCGUCGGUCGCCCAAGCAGUCGGGGUUGCAUCAAUUGCAGGAGGAUUACUAAAUGGACAGACAUUUUGACAGACAUUUCAGAUAUGAUAUUGACUUUCAGGGAGACUGGGCGUAUAAGGAGGGCGAUAGGGCAACAUCUCUGGGGAGCUAACGAGAUGUGUUACCAGUUUUUGAGGGAAUCACAGUGUAGUAGAGAAUCAACGAAAAGUGGCAAACAUUUAGAGUAGAGUUCGGUGCAGAAUGAAUUUGUUUUCCAGGUGUACUUUAAAGAUGUGUGGAUGCGCAUUAGAGAAUAUGCCAAAAGUAUUGUAUUUCCUUGAUUUAAUUUCAUAAUUUGUGGGUUCCAUUAGAGAUGAUAUGUUAGCUUUAGGUACAUUUUAGUAAAACAAAUAUCAAAGAUUUAGGUUACAUUUUAUUAAGAAAACACACAUCAAGUAAAACUCUUGUGACAACCAAGCAGAAAUUGCAAGAGCUACCAAGAGCUCUAAUGCACACUUUUCAUCCAUGGUGCCAGACACUGCCAGAAACUCCCACAACAAUCUGCCAAUCGUUUCUGAAAAGGGGAAAAAGCCCAGCCCAAAUCCAAACCCUAUAUGUAAGUAAUUCUGACCGGUCGAGUCUAUAACUUUCCCUUUACGUGACAUCUAAUGAAUAUUAAUUGAAAAUAAUUGUACGAUAAAAAAAGGCGAUAAAAAAUGCCCUUCAAACAUAUAAAUGUUUAAAAAACAAAGAAACACACAAAAAAAAGUAAAAAAAAAAAAGAAAAUAUG